AUGGCAGAUUUUGGUAAGCAACAAACGCCCGCCCUGCCAGCCAAACGAUUUAUUGCUCUGGGUGGGAUCAUUGGGGUCGGGUUCUUUCGUGGGUCCAGUUCUACAACGGCCCUGGCGGGACCGGGCGGUGCGAUGAUUGCGGUCUUCGUUAUUGGUAUUAUCGUCAUCGCUAUUAUGGAAGGGAUUUGCGAACUCAUUAAUAUUUGGCCCAUUCCAAAUGCUAUGGUGGAGUUCGUCAGAUCGUUCGUCGAUGAAGACCUGGGUAUUGCCGUCGGAAUUCUAUACUGGUACACCUAUUGCGUCAGCUUCAGUGCACUUAUCAUCGUCGCUGGAGACCUGACAAAGUAUUGGGGUCUAUCCCAUGCUUGGAAAUCUCUCACUUUCGCUGCUGCUCCGUGGAUAUUGCUGGCAAUCAAUGCCGCCCCUGUCAACGUCUUUGGCUGGGUGGAGUUUGUUGGCGGUGUGCUCAAACUUUGCCUCGUCGUUGGUAUAAUCAUCCUGAUGUGCCUGAUUAACGCUGGGGGUUGUACCAUACAUCACCCAACCCAAGUCCAAAGCUGA
Rhinocladiella mackenziei CBS 650.93 is the source of this 561-nucleotide messenger RNA. RefSeq lists its product as uncharacterized. Gene Ontology annotation, cellular component: membrane. Gene Ontology annotation, biological process: transmembrane transport. The record is from RefSeq and is a predicted model, not a curated record. The transcript is spliced from 4 exons. NCBI's taxonomy places the organism in Eukaryota, Fungi, Ascomycota, Eurotiomycetes, Chaetothyriales, Herpotrichiellaceae. Bases 1 to 561 code for a protein of 186 amino acids.